Messenger RNA from Podarcis raffonei (Aeolian wall lizard), 1001 nucleotides. Its product is annotated as zinc finger protein 345-like. The record is from RefSeq and is a predicted model, not a curated record. Bases 77 to 973 code for a protein of 298 amino acids. Lineage: Eukaryota; Metazoa; Chordata; Lepidosauria; Squamata; Lacertidae. Gene Ontology annotation, molecular function: DNA-binding transcription factor activity; RNA polymerase II cis-regulatory region sequence-specific DNA binding. The transcript has a single exon. Gene Ontology annotation, biological process: regulation of transcription by RNA polymerase II.
CCAUUCCACUUCCCAUCAACAAAAUAUCCUUGGAAAGAAACUCUAUCAGUGUGUGGAAUGUGGAAAGAGCUUCAGUAUGAGCUCCUCUCUCACUAGGCAUCAGAUAAUUCAUACAGGGGAGAAACCCUAUCAGUGUGUGGAAUGUGGAAAGAGCUUCGGUAGGAGCACCGAUCUCACUUCCCAUCAGAGAAUUCAUACAGGGGAGAAACCCUAUCAGUGUGUGGAAUGUGGAAAGAGCUUCAGUAAGAGCUCCAAUCUCACUUUGCAUCAAAGAAUUCAUACAGGGGAGAAACCCUAUCAGUGUGUGGAAUGUGGGAAGAGCUUCAGUCAGAGCUCCAAACUCACUUCCCAUCAAAGAAUUCAUACAGGGGAGAAACCCUAUCAGUGUGUGGAAUGUGGAAAGAGCUUCAGUAUGAGCUCCGAUCUCACUUCCCAUCAAAGAAUUCAUACAGGGGAGAAACCCUAUCAGUGUGUGGAAUGUGGAAAGAGCUUCAGUAUGAGCUCCAGUCUCACUUCCCAUCAGAGAAUUCAUACAGGGGAGAAACCCUAUCAGUGUGUGGAAUGUGGAAAGAGCUUCAGAAAGAGCUCCCAUCUUUCUUCCCAUCAAAGAAUUCAUACAGGGGAGAAACCCUAUCAGUGUGUGGAAUGUGGAAAGAGCUUCAGUCACAGCCACAAUCUCACUUCCCAUCAAAGAAUUCAUACAGGGGAGAAACCCUAUCAUUGUGUGGAAUGUGGAAAGAGCUUCAGUCAGAGCUCCCAUCUUUCUUCCCAUCAGAGAAUUCAUACAGGGGAGAAACCCUAUCAUUGUGUGGAAUGUGGAAAGAGCUUCAGUCAGAGCUCCCAUCUUUCUUCCCAUCAAAGAAUUCAUACAGGGGAGAAACCCUAUCAUUGUGUGGAAUGUGGAAAGGGCUUCACUGAAAGCUCCAAACUCACUUCCCAUCAAAGAAUUCAUACAGGGGAGAAACCAUAUUAGUGUGCGGAAUGUGGAAAGAGCUUCUGGA